Physcomitrium patens is the source of this 3029-nucleotide messenger RNA. Its product is annotated as 3',5'-bisphosphate nucleotidase AHL. Gene Ontology annotation, biological process: phosphatidylinositol phosphate biosynthetic process; sulfate assimilation. NCBI's taxonomy places the organism in Eukaryota, Viridiplantae, Streptophyta, Bryopsida, Funariales, Funariaceae. Gene Ontology annotation, molecular function: 3'(2'),5'-bisphosphate nucleotidase activity. The record is from RefSeq and is a predicted model, not a curated record.
AGCUCUGAGCUGCUGUGAGCUGCACGGGGUUGCGGCAGAGCGGUGUAAUGAAGAGCGGGAUGUAAGAUGACGGUUAUGCCCGUCGGGAUUUUGGUUUGGGGAUUCCAAACCGUGGCAGCCAUGAGUUUGUAUGGGUAAGUAGGUUUAGGGGGAGACGAAGCUUCAAUCAAGGAACGUGGUGCUUUGAUCAUGGCUCUUGGGUUGGUCGCUGCUAUGCUUCAGAGCACAUUUGCGUUGAGCUGUGUUGUGCAGCUCGAAUUCGCGUUCUAAUCACCGAAAAUUUAGGUUUGUGAGCUAGAGUUGGUGUUUCCUCUUGCUUUUACUGGCGUAAUUUGAACCCCUUCUGCUUCAGACUGGAGGGGUCCUUAGCCUCGAGUGGGGAAGAUAGGUGUCAGGUGAAGCUUUCGCUGGUAUUUGUGAUGAAGUCCUUUAUAUCGUAGGGGUUUUGAAGGGAGUGUGCUUGUGUGUGGUUUUGUUUUGUUUUGUCUUUUGUUUUUUCUGUUUUGUGUUUUUUAAUAAACUUUUCUUUUCCGUUUUCGACGAGUUUUACUUGUUGUUCGAAUUUGUGCACAAAAAUGUGCAUUUGGGGCGGCGAAUUAGAACAUUAGAGAAGCAGAGGCUUAGGAAUGGCCACCAACUCUCUCCUCCGCGUUUGCUCUGCGAGCAUUGGAGACGGCCGACAGCUUUGCAGAAAUAGAUGUAUCAGUCAAGAUACUCUACAGGUGGUCUUUCGUUACGAUAUAAUGAAUUCUUCUCUGACCGAAUUCUUGCCUUCGUCAUGGCGCUGGGUGCCUCCUGCGAGCGUAUCACAUGCAACGGGUUCAAGAGUCAACCCUCUUCACAGCGGGGGCACCAUGAGAAGGGUCCUGUAUGGAAUGGCGGACACGAGAAGUGGGGAACGAAGAGGACGUUGUACAGGAGCAUUUAAUGCAGGUCCUGACACAGGUGCGAACAAGGUGAAAGGAGAAGGUAGGGUAGACACCAAGGAAGGUGAGGAGGAAGAAUUGGUUGUUCGCUUGUCCGAAAUGGGCAAAUUCUGGCAGGAAGACCAAGAGAAGAAAUUCCGGGAGGCUCAUGAUAAUGGAGCACUGUCAAUGGAGUCACGUGAAGGUACGGAUUUCUCAAAGUUUCCGUCUGACGGGACAGAAAGCGAGGAGGGUAGACCCGAAGAAUUGCAACAGUCGUCGGAAAAUGGGCGUUCUGUUUCUGGAGAGCAGGUGAGCCAGUCAGCAUCUUCAACAAGCAGUACAAUCUCCAACAGUAGACCAUAUGGUCAUACUUACAUACAAGGUUCGUUGUCAGGUUCUGGGAAUGCUCCUCUACAAGAACCUCGUAGUGAUUACAGACCACAAUCGAGCUCUGAACCUGUGUUCUUAGAAGUCAUACCUGAAGAUCUCGCAACAAUUCUUCCCGACCCUUCGCAGACCGUGGGACUAUUUGAUGGUCAGCAGCCACUGUCUGUCAUAGAACAAGCACAGAGAGAGGCGGAUGUGGAGCCAGUCAAAGAGUGGGAUCGGUGGCCAACUGGUCUUCAAGAAAGCCAGAUAAAAAUCAAAACAGAUUUGCAGGGAAAAUACGGUAGAGAAAUGGCAGCCGCUAUUCAAGCGGUGCAGCUUGCCUGCAUGCUGAGUCAACGUGUUCAAGAGCGUUUACUUCGUAAGGAGGAGAAGGCAGGGUCAAAGAAGGACAAGUCUUUAAUUACUGUGGCAGAUUGGGGAGUGCAAGCUGUUGUAAGCUGGGUUCUUUCCCAAUCUUUUCAAGGGGAAGCGAUCCCAAUGGUGGCUGAAGAAGACACGAAAGGGCUUAGAGGCCAAAGUGGCAUAGACAUGUCACAAAGGGUCGUCAAUGCAGUUAAUGAAUGCUUAUGUGAGGCUUCGGUGGUCGGUAUUGCACCUCCAAAGCAGCCACUUGGCUCCUAUGAAGUGCUCAAAUUAAUUAACAAAGGAACCACCCUCGGUGGUCCUACAGGGCGUCACUGGGUGCUUGAUCCUGUGGAUGGCACGUUGGGAUUUGUCCGUGGGGAUCAAUAUGCGGUUGCCCUGGCCCUUGUAGACGAUGGUGAAGUUGUGCUUGGAGUCUUGGGAUGCCCAAAUUUUCCGAUGAGGCCCGCUUGGUUGGGAUAUCAUCACAAGUACUACCGUAUGGCAAUGAAGAUUGUGCCUCCAGAUUCCAAUCAUUGGCACAGGGGAUGUGUUAUGACAGCUCAGAAAGGAGAAGGUCGAGCAUGGAUGCAGCCGAUGAUUUUCAAUGGAGAAACAUUUAACGAGUUUCAUGCUCCUCGUGAGGUGUGUGUCUCCUCGGUUGUUGAUCCUACAGAAGCGACCUUUUGUGAGCCAGUUGAGAAGGCCAAUUCUAGUCAUUCUUUUACUGCUGGUCUAGCAGAUACCUUGGGUUUAAGGAAUCAGCCGCUGCGAGUCUACAGUAUGGCCAAAUACGCAGCCAUUGCUCGGGGUGAUGCAGAGAUCUUCAUGAAGUUUGCAAAAGCUGGAUAUAAGGAGAAGAUUUGGGACCACGCUGCAGGUGUGCUGAUUGUCCAAGAAGCUGGUGGUGUGGUAACAGACGCAGGUGGCCGGCCUCUCGACUUCUCCAAAGGUCGGUUUUUGGAAGGAUUGGACCGUGGCAUUAUAGCUUGCUGUGGAAAGUCCUUGCACAACAAAAUCAUUGCAGCUGUGGAUGCUAGUUACAAUUCAUCUACACUUUGAAAUAGACAUCUGCUGCAUUCGCUCACGUCAAGGUUAGUCACCUGCUGUAGACACUAGCUGGUAUAGAUUUAAAUGCAGGGUCAUUGUUCUACUCAACUGGUUGGUCUUGCUCAAAAGAGCCAGCCGACUAUGUUAGCCCCUGAAGGAGGGACUGACGAAGGUGAUGAAGUGAUCCAUCAGACUGAUUUUUGCAUCUGCACUUCCUUGUGAGGUUCUCACGGCCAAGUUACAUGUUGGAAUUUUAAAAUAGGGACACAAUUGUGUCCUUCCGCGGGCAAUGUAUAUAGCAAUACUUGAAUUGGAGGUUUUGAUCUUUUUGGCAUUGAA